AUGGGGAGAGGGAAGAUCGCGAUCAAGAGGAUCGACAACACGACGAACCGGCAGGUGACGUUCUCGAAGCGGCGGGGCGGGCUGAUGAAGAAGGCCAGGGAGCUCGCCGUCCUCUGCGACGCCGACGUCGGCCUCAUCGUCUUCUCCUGCACCGGCCGCCUCUACGACUUCGCCAGUUCAAGCAUGAAAUCAAUAAUAGAGCGGUACCAGGAGGCAGGAGAGGAGCAUUGUCGGCUGCUGAAUCCAACGUCCGAGGCAAAGUUUUGGCAGAGGGAGGUUACAACUUUGAGGCAGCAAGUGCAAAACUUACACCAAAACAACAGGCAAAUUUUGGGAGAGGAACUUUCAAACUUCACAAUUAGAGAUCUGCAGCUUCUCCAGAACCAAGUUGAGAUGAGCCUACAUUCAAUAAGAAAGACAAAGGAUCAACUUUUGGCAGAGGAGAUUCUAGAACUCAACCAAAAGGGAUCUGUUGUCCAAAAGGAGAAUAUUGAACUUCGCAAGAAGUUCGACAUUGCUCACCAGCACAACAUAGAAUUACACAAGAAGCUUAAAUAUGGAGAAAGCUCGUCAGGUGAGCAAGCUACCAGCACAAACUCAAAGGAUCCUGGAGAAUCGAGUACACGCCGUGAUUCACAUGUGCAUAUUGAUCUUGAAAUGAGCCAAAAGGGGCUUGAGGAUGAAUAACACAGGAUCAAGUUUCAAACAUAGUGAGGAAUUGCUUAACGAUGCAUACAUGUUCGAUCCCAUGAUGGCCAGUAGUAACUUUUGGCAGUUUCAAGCCUAAUUAGUAAACUACAAAAGCAAAGAGAGAUCGGGCGCCGGUACUGGAAUCAAGGGGCAUUAACUAUGUUUUGAAACUUUAUUAGUAUAAUACAUUGAUCGUACUAUAAUAAUGAUGUGUACACCUCUGAAAAUAUUGUUACUGCAUGUGACUUUGUAGCUGCUAAAAAU
Messenger RNA from Oryza brachyantha (malo sina), 954 nucleotides. Its product is annotated as MADS-box transcription factor 25. Gene Ontology annotation, biological process: positive regulation of transcription by RNA polymerase II. The transcript has 8 exons. Gene Ontology annotation, cellular component: nucleus. Gene Ontology annotation, molecular function: RNA polymerase II cis-regulatory region sequence-specific DNA binding; DNA-binding transcription factor activity, RNA polymerase II-specific; protein dimerization activity. Bases 1 to 687 code for a protein of 228 amino acids. The record is from RefSeq and is a predicted model, not a curated record. Lineage: Eukaryota; Viridiplantae; Streptophyta; Magnoliopsida; Poales; Poaceae.